CGGACACAUGAACCAGUUACUUGUAAAAAUCUGAAAAGCCCGUUAUUCCGAGAAGAAAUAAGGAGCAGUGAUAGUAAUGGCGGUGAGUUUGUCUUACAGCGUCUUAAGCACCUCCCUCCAUCACUUAUCCACCCGACCUUCGUAUCUCAAACCCACCACCCCUCGCUACAUCCGCACCCUCGUCACUUGCGACUUGAAUUUCAACAUCACUUUCGCCCCUCCCAAGCCCAAACCCAAGCCCAUACCCACUCAACAACCCGACGAUUCUUCUUCCUCCUCUUCCUCUUCUUCUUCUCCCGAGGAUUUCGCCCAGCAACUGUAUAUCCCUUGGAUUGUGCGCGACGAGAAUGGUAAUCUCACGCUCCAAUCCACUCCUCCCGCGCGUCUACUCCACGCCAUUUCUGAUGCUAAGACUGGCUCUCCUGUUUCCACCAAGACUAAGAAGAAGAAGAAUGAAAAGAAGAAAGAGGUGAACAAGACGCCAGAGCCCAAGUACUCCAAAGCUGCUCGCAGGUUCUUCAAUGACAAUUUUCGCGAUCCCCCUCAACGCCUCAGCAAGGUCCUCGCGGCUGCUGGAGUUGCAUCAAGACGUACCAGUGAACAGCUAGUCUUUCAAGGUAAAGUCACGCUCAAUGGUUCCGUUUGCAAUGCUCCUCAGACUAAAGUUGAUCCUGCUAGGGAUGUCAUCUAUGUUAACGGAAAUCGUCUUCCCAAAAAACUUCCGCCUAAGGUCUAUCUUGCUCUCAACAAGCCAAAAGGCUACAUAUGCUCGUCGGGGGAGAAAGAGACCAAAUCAGUUCUGUCGCUGUUUGAUGACUAUUUAAAAACCUGGGACAAAAGAAAUGCUGGACAACCAAAACCACGUCUUUUCACUGUCGGCCGCCUUGAUGUUGCUACAAGUGGUCUCAUAAUUGUAACUAAUGAUGGCGAGUUUGCUCAACAAAUUUCACAUCCCUCCUCUAGUUUAUCCAAGGAAUACAUUGCCACCAUAGAUGGCACCGUCAAUAAGCGGCAUUUGGUAGCUAUUAGUGAGGGGACAAUUAUAGAUGGUGUACAUUGCACCCCGGAUGCUGUAGAGCUACUGCCACAACAGCCGGACAUAUCUAGAGUUCGAAUUCGUAUUGUGGUUCACGAGGGACGAAAUCAUGAAGUUAGAGAACUUGUAAAAAAUGCAGGACUUAAUAUUUAUGCAUUAAAGCGUGUACGAAUUGGAGCUUUUAGGCUUCCACCUGAUCUUAUUCUUGGGAAGCACAUGGAAUUGAAGCAAACUCAUCUUAAAGCAUUGGGUUGGAAGAGUUAGAGACCUAAAUAAAAAUCAUUUUCUGCAGUAUGCCACUCCUAUUGCUAUUAGGUGGAAGCACACUGAUAAGAUAUUAUUUAGAGUUUGCUCGUGUCUGCCAACUUUUCCCAUAUCUCUAAAAGUUCCUGUUUCCUCGCCAUAGGCAUUGGAUGAAGGAUUUGUAUGACGGGAUAUAUUUUGCUUCCCAUUCCUUCCGAGCCACAAAGGAAUAACAACGGUGAAGUCUAGGAUUGCCACUACAAGGUAUGAUGGUGAAAUCUGCAAAAGCACUAUGAUCAUGUAAGCAUAGGUCUUAGAUAGGCUGUAUUGUUGUAAGUGCAGGGAGUUGUACGAGUGAACAUCUGCUACAUGGUUAUGAUCCCGCUGUUCAAACUUGUAAUUUUUUAGUUGAACUAGUAUCCCAACAAAUCGAUUCCCUUCAUCCCUGGA
Molecule: messenger RNA, 1729 nt
Organism: Daucus carota subsp. sativus
Lineage: Eukaryota; Viridiplantae; Streptophyta; Magnoliopsida; Apiales; Apiaceae
Product: putative ribosomal large subunit pseudouridine synthase SVR1, chloroplastic
Exons: 10
Coding region: 77-1300 (407 amino acids)
Biological process (GO): maturation of SSU-rRNA from tetracistronic rRNA transcript (SSU-rRNA, LSU-rRNA, 4.5S-rRNA, 5S-rRNA); pseudouridine synthesis; maturation of LSU-rRNA from tetracistronic rRNA transcript (SSU-rRNA, LSU-rRNA, 4.5S-rRNA, 5S-rRNA)
Cellular component (GO): chloroplast
Molecular function (GO): RNA binding; pseudouridine synthase activity
Source: RefSeq, a predicted model, not a curated record